UGUAGCAACACUUCCGCGUUCAGCUGUUUUUGAUGCGCGAGGCGGUUUGUUUUAUACCUAGUAGUAAAGUUCAUAAACAUCACAGUUUUUAUUCCGCUGUGAUUUUCAUCAUAAGUGUUAAAUACGAUGUUAAAGCGCGAUGUGGACAAGUUAAACUCUCCGUCUGACUUCAUGGAGACACGUUUAUCAGGCAUGACCGGCGCCUCCCCUCAUCUAACCCUGCUUACUCCAUCUCACUUCACUGCUACUUCUACUGUGACAUCAUCCUCUACUCCCACCCUCACCUCUGUGACUCCCAUGUGCACUUCAAUCCCCCUCCCACAUGGGGCAGAUCCAUGGGCCCUCCACCAGGAAGUGAUGCAGCUCCACCAGGAGAACCAGAGACGGCACCAUACACACAGUUCACACACACCACUGAGAGAGGAGAUGGAGGAACUUAGGAGGAAGGUCGAGAGACUGAUGGAGGAGCUCAGAGAGAGAGACACCAUCAUCAGCAGGCAUUGUAGUGAACGAGAAGACUUGUGUGCUGAACUUAAGCAGAGUACACAAAAGCUUGCAGAGCUGCAGACAGAGUGUGUGUUACAGCGUGAACAGUGGGAGAGACAGCUGCAUAACUCUAUAGAGGAAACACACAGAUUACAGAAAGACACACAGGAACAGAUACAUCAGAUGUGUGAGCAUCAUGAAGCAGAACUUUCAGCUUUGACUCACACCAAGUCAGAGCUACAGAACACACUCCACACUCUCACAAAGGAAAUAUCAUCACUCAGGUACCAGCUGGAGGAAGUGACAUCAGAGAGAGAUAUGCUGAAGGAACAGCUGAGUGCUCUGAGCAGUGAGAAAGCGGAGCAGGUUGAGACUCUGCAAAAGUUACGUAGCUACAUUGGAGCACACACAAGAGAAGAGGAACAGCACACACUUAUAGAGAGGCUGCAGAAGGAGAAAGAAGCAUUGUGUUUAUCUGUUGAGCUGCUGAAUGUCCGAGUCAAAUCAGCUAACGACAUCCUGACACUACAGGAGAGAGAGCUGGAGGAGAAGUGUGAUUAUCUCCAUAAAAACAGGUCAUUUCGCUUAUUGCGGUUGUGGAGAGAGAAGGUCUUCAUGCUGCUCAUACAACUACGAUCAAAAGAUUCACAGCUACACACUGAGAACACACAACUACACCUCAUGGUGUCUGAGCUGCAGCAGGAGGUUCAGAAGCUUCAGUCACACAUUGCCUUACUGCAGCACAGCCUUCAGGACAAAACUGCACAACUACAGCUUCACAACAUACACACACAGGAGCUGCAGCAACAGCUGUGUAUUGCAGUUGAAGAAAAUGAAAGACUGAAAACACAUAAAGAGAGCAGUGAGAAAUCUACUACACAAAUGACUGAUACUGUACACAGGAUGAGUGUGUGUAUUAGGGACUGGGAGAAUAAGGUUGAAGCUGCUCAGUGUCAUAUGAGUUCUUUGACACAGAGACUCGACUUUGCCAACACACGUCUCCACACUGUGCAUGUUUUGCUGAUGAGGAGAGAAGCUCUAUGGAAAGUACAGCAGGCUACAAAACCUGCAGGAACUACAGCCUCAGACAGCUGCCUUGAGAGACUGCAGUCACAAGUGUCCCUUCUGAGCUCAGAGAGAGAUUCACUCAACCAGGAACUGAAACGAACACCUCAACUGAUCAGUAAUGCACUGAGAAACCUACAGCUACAGUUGGACAGGAGCAGGGAGGAAUUGGCAGUGUGUGAGUUGCGGUGUAUAGAGGCUCACAAACAGUGUGAGGAACAAGAGAGGACCAUCGUUGAGCUGCGCACUGAGGCCCAUCAGACACAGAGCGAUCUUCAGGAGAAACUUUCUGAGGUGGAGCAUGUAUGUGGCAUGCAGCUCAGAGACAUGGAAAGUCAACUGAACACAGCAAGGAGAGAACACACUAAAGCAGUUGUAGCAUUGCGCCAGGUGGAACGUGCAGCGGAGAGAGAAAGACAGCAGGAGAGAGAGGGGGAGAGAUUGCGCUCAGAACACACACAGGCACAAGUUACACAACUACACACACAACUGAAGGAAAAAGACAGAGACUGCAACAUUCUACUGGCCGUGGUUCAGCAGCAGGGUUUGAUGAAUGAGUAUAAGAAGAUGAGAAGAGCAGCGAAACACACAUCUGCAGCUCUGGUGGAAAAGCAGCAGCAGCAGAAGACUGGAGAUACCAGAUACCAAGAGGGAAGUGUGUUGAGUGUGUUGGGUGAGCUCCGUUCUCUGAGCUCAGCACUCAUACACAGCACAGAUGAGGAAGAUGAGAACAACGAGGAAGAUGAGGACAACAAUCAAAGGAGUCCACACACACAAACACACACACACAAACCCACUCAGUGAAGGAAUUUAGAUUCAUUGUUGUUUUUUUAUUAUAAUAAUUCAGUCCUAUUGGUAAUGUGUUUCAUCCCAACUUGUAGUUAAAGAAAAUAAAUAAACUUUUUCAAAGCAAUGAAAUUAUUAUAAACAUGGAUUUGUUGUAGAGAUCGAAAAGGUUGAUUGAGAACUGAGGAGAACUGAGACGUCUAGAGCAGAGUGUGAGAGAUUAGGGACAGGAGUUAGAGCGAGAUCAUGUGCAGUUAGAACAGAGACACAGAGAACUAGAAGACUAGGAACUGGUACAUGGAACAUAUGGAAUUCAGUGGAACCUGCUACUGGAACUCUAUAGACCCUGGAGUGCUAGUCAUUAGACCCGAAAGGGCCCUGGAGGAACUAGGGAUCUAGUCAGAGUGGAUAAAGCUGUAAGACAAAGCAGAUAAACAGGUUUAUAAAAUGUUAAAUCAGCACAAUAAAAAACAGAAACAAC
Molecule: messenger RNA, 2818 nt
Organism: Tachysurus vachellii
Lineage: Eukaryota; Metazoa; Chordata; Actinopteri; Siluriformes; Bagridae
Gene: cchcr1
Product: coiled-coil alpha-helical rod protein 1
Exons: 18
Coding region: 127-2355 (742 amino acids)
Biological process (GO): protein export from nucleus; cell differentiation
Cellular component (GO): centriole
Source: RefSeq, a predicted model, not a curated record